Penaeus chinensis is the source of this 1345-nucleotide messenger RNA. RefSeq lists its product as uncharacterized. Lineage: Eukaryota; Metazoa; Arthropoda; Malacostraca; Decapoda; Penaeidae. The coding region runs from base 1 to 1065 and encodes 354 amino acids. The record is from RefSeq and is a predicted model, not a curated record. The transcript has 7 exons.
AUGGUAUUUUACAAUUCUACAGGUGUGGAAUACUGUUACGUCAGACUAUUGUGUCACUUCCCCUGCGUGUGUUCAAGUGUUCUCUUCAACUACCACUUCACAAGGGAAGCACUGUGUGGUCACCCCUUAGUGUAUGGUGGAGAUAGGACGUUUACCAACCUCAGCAUGGCUCUCGUUCUACUGCCCCUGCUUGUCUCAGUGGUCCUGGCGGAAGACCCCUUUUACGGUGAGUUGGCCGCUCAGCUCCCGGUGACGCUGGACCCCAAUGGCAGUGACCAGUACCUGUUCUUCAUCGUGCCGAUCCAGAAGAGCGACGACAUGAACGUGGUCGUGCAGGUGGCGCAGGUCCAAGAGGGGUCGUACCUUCGCAACGACUCGAGGGCUGCCGUAACCGCGGAAGCAGAGAACGGCGACGUCAAUGUGUCUUCGAUCGUCAGUCCCGACUUGUCCCUGGAUGAUGUGUUUCGCACUGGGGAGGACGACAUCCAGCAAGAGUUCAAUUUCCAGGUCCCGGUGGUCGUCCCCAUGAACUUCCCUUUCCGGUACAACCCUGGGGAUGGGUCGCCAGAGCUGCCCAUCUGCGCGGCCGACUCGCGCACUUGGAUGGAAAAUGUCAUCUCCAAAAUCACGACCACAAUGGAUCUGGACUACACCCCAGGGUGGGACCAUAGUGACCUUACCUUAAAGAUUCGUCUGGUGAAGGACACCUUGGCAGCGACGUCCGUGGGGGACCUCUCUACCUCCAGCCUCCUUACAGAGUUCAUGUCGAAGAUCGUGGUCUGCAACGCUUUUGCGGGCGCUAGGACAUCGGCCAUCAUGCAGAAUAUUGACAGUCUCACGGCUGACUACGGUGGUAUCGUGUCCGAGGCCCUUGACACCUACCGUCUCCUGCAGCAGUCCCUGACGAUAGCUAGCGUCGCUGCUGACUCACUUCCCUCGGAUUCCGAUGUAGAUAUCGUUGUUAAUCAGAUAAGCUUGUUGAGCUCUUCGGUAAACACAACACUGACCCAGCUUGGUGCCGCUUACGAAUUAGUGAGAGAGCUGCAGAGCAAAGAAGAAGAAUGAAUGAUUUCCAUCAUUAAUAAUCAUUCCUUAUUGGUUUUCUUCGGAUUUGUUAACCUUUUCAUUCAGUUAACGUAAUUGCAUCUUCUGUUAACAACUGCAUAUAAGGAUUUGUUUUUUGUAUAAUAUGAUAUCAUAAUUAUGAAUUGGUCAGUAUAAUUACAAUUGUAAGAUUCUUAGUGUUCAGUAAAUAUAUGGUAAGAAAUGUUUUACCUUUCACCAUUGUGUUACGGUUCGAUCACUUUUUCGACACUUUUACUCCAAAUUAUAGCUUCUGAGUAGG